CUGCCGCAAACUGUAAAGACAUUUUAAAGAAUUUUGCAUUUUUUUGUUUACCUGUUAUUUAUAUAUGAUGAAUUGAAUUGACUUUAGAGGAACAAGUAAAUAAAAAUAUCAUGUUAAUGACAAAAAUGUACAAAAACAAAAAUAAAAAAAAAAAAUUUAUGCACAAGAAUUGUCAGAUUAAAAAAUCUCUUUUCAAAAGUCACGACUUUGGAUAUCACUGCUAUUUUAGCUCGUGCGUUUUUCAACACUUAUCAGCUGAUAAUCACAAACCGCGUCCACGAAAGAUAAAACAAUUUUUGUAUUGCAUGUUUUCUGUCAAAUUUAUUUAUUUGAAAAAUGGGUGUUACGGGUUUGUGGAAGCUAAUCGAACCGUGCGGAAAACCAGUGCCCGUGGAGACUUUGGAGGGUAAAAUCCUGGCAGUGGAUAUAUCUAUAUGGUUGCAUCAGGUUGUGAAGGGGUUUCAGGACAGCAAGGGAUCAGCUCUGAGUAAUGCCCACUUACUCGGUUUGUUCCACCGCCUCUGCAAAUUGCUUUAUUAUCGUGUGCGCCCGGUUUUCAUUUUCGACGGAUGCGUACCGCAGCUCAAAAAGGAAACCAUUGCCCGCCGUCAGCAGCAGAGAAACAAACUCAGCAACGAAGCCGAUCGGAUACAGGCCUUGCUCCUGCAAUCAUUGGCCAAAGAAAAGGUGGUGCAGCAGGCACUGGGCAAAAAUGCUGAGCUCCUUCUCAAGUCACCAGUUAAGCGACUACCUCCAGCGAAGAAGAACGACGAGGAUGACUUGUUCAAGCUGCCAGAACUUCCGGCUUCGUCUUUGGGGCAAGAAAACCCAUCCGAAAGCGAGCAAGACACCAGUGCCAGUGCGUCAGACAGUUCAUUUGACGAGUCAAACGCUCGACAUUCUUACAACUCCAGUUUGCAAGCCAUUGAUGUCAAGAGUCAGCACUUUCGUAAUCUACCCGCCGAUGUGCGUCACGAGAUCCUCACGGACAUAAAGGAGACGCGCAAGCAGUCAUCGUGGGGUCGUCUGCAUGAGCUGCCUGCCCGCAGCGAUGAUUUCUGCUCCUUUCAGAUGAAGCGACUACUCAAACGCCGUGCUGUUCAGGAGAGCUUGGAGCAGGCGGAACAGGAGAUGGGCGGACAUACGCUAACCUAUUCGGAGCUGUGCGAGUUCUUCAGUGAAGAGGGCAUUGUCACGCCAACGGCCAUUGAACAGAGCACACGACAGCUUAGCUCCGAUGAGCACACACGAUUUCUGCUGGUCAGGGAUCUCAAAAAGAAGGCCAUGGAGAGCACAAAGCAGGAGGUGAAAAUGGAGAUGAUUGAAGAAGAGCCUGCAGAGGAAGAAGAUGAGAAACCAAGCACUUCCGCCAAAAAAGAAUCUGGGGAAAGUACUGAUCUCGGUACUGAGUUCGAUGAGGAUUUGGCCAAAGCCUUGUCAAUGUCUAUGGAGGAGACCAAAGUGUACGAUGAGAAGGACUAUGAUUACGAUUCGGACCAAGAAUUGCGCCUAAACCGCGCUCAAAGCAAGCAAUUGCGUCAUGCAGCCAAGGGACCAGCUAGGGCAUAUAUGAUCGAAUACGGCGGGAUGAAUGACGAGGAGGUUGGUAACAUCAUGGAGGCCACUCAACUAAAUGACACACAAAGUCUGGAAAAGUUGCUCGAGAUCUCAACGGUCCAAACUGAUGCGGCAAACGAUUCGUUAGAGGAGGCCAAACUGCUUUCACAAGCUAUUGAGGAAAGCAAGCAAAUGGCCAAAGCGAUUGAAGAAAGCAAAAAAAGUUUAGUUGAGGAUAAGGUGGAGAUUGUAGAUACUGAUACUGACUCCGACCUGGAGGAAGUUGUGGAAGGUUCGGAGCCCAAUAAAAGUAAAAAGAGUCUUGAAAUUUGUGUUGACAUUACUGAAGAACUAAAGGACUCCAACGAUAUGUUUGCGGAUAUAUUUCAGCAGCAGAACACCAAAGAAAAGAAGAAUAUUGAGAGCGAUGAUGAUGACUUUAUAGAGGUUCCAGAUAGUGAGGAAAUUAUAUUAGAUUCUCAAGAGGAAAUUAAGCCAAACAAGAGUAUAAUUCUUAAAAAAACUAACCAAGAUAAAAAACGGUUGGAUGAAAUUAUCGAAGUGAAAGACAGCCAGGAAAAUAUUCCUGCAGAAGUCAAACCCAAGCCUGAUCUAGACUCCAUAUUAAGCGACUUAAAAAAGGAAACUGCUGCAGUAAAAAAUAUUCAACUAGAUGUAACUGAGGAAGCAGAACCAAAACCAAAGGUUGAACUCGGUUCUAUUUUGGAAGAUCUUAAAAUGAAAAUGGCCGAGGUUAAAAACAUAAGUUUGGAUCAGGUCAAACUAAGCAAUAGUGUCUCCAUCGUUUUGUCAUCCGACGAUGAAGGAGCCACAAAAGCAGAAAAACCCGUUUUAAAGGAGGAAGUAAUUGAGUUGUGCGACAGCGACGAUAACAAUAAGAACCGCAUUUCGCCUAACAAAACACCUAGCAAAAACAAGUCUAUUAAGGACUUCUUUGAAACCAGUUAUGUGGUAAAGCGAACGCCCGAUAAAUCGCCAGCGACGGAUGAACAGGCUCCGACCACACCGAAAACUCCGAAGCCCUUCUUCAGGAAGCGAACACCAAAGUCCGGACGUAAAAGAGCUAACGAUGGAGAUGAGGACAGCGAUGAUGAAAUUUCACCAACAAAAAGAUCCAGCAAGGCUUCAAAAUCACUUUUCGAGUCAGAGGAGGUGGAGAAGGAAAAGACUGUAGACCCUGAGGAGCUUAUAAAAGAUGCAGCGGAGGCCUUAAAGUCUCAAAACACCUCCGAGGAGCUGCAAGAGAUGGCCACCAACCUUGCCAAGGAACGCAAGGAGCUGGAGAUCGAACGCAAUCGGCAGGAUCGCAUGGGCAUGUCCAUCAGCCAACGCAUGAGCAUCGAUUGCCAGGAGCUGCUGCGCCUUUUCGGCAUUCCGUACAUUGUUGCGCCCAUGGAGGCGGAGGCGCAGUGUGCCUUUCUCAACGCCACCGAUCUCACCCACGGCACAAUCACGGAUGACAGCGAUAUCUGGUUGUUUGGCGGUCGAACUGUGUACAAGAUUUUUGCCCAGAACAAGCAUGUGUUGGAAUUCCGAGCCGAACAGAUCGAGCAGACGUUCAACUGCAACAGGGGAAAACUUAUUCAGCUGGCUUGUUUGGUGGGCAGUGACUACACUACCGGAAUUCAUGGCAUUGGUGCCGUGACGGCUCUGGAGAUAUUAGCCUCGUUUUCCGGACAGGAUGCGAAUGCAGCUGGUGUCUGCAACCAAUCGGUGCUGCAAACGUUAAUCAAGUUCCGCGACUGGUGGCAGGCUCACAAGAGCAGCAAUCUUCCUCCAGGGAACUCAGCUCGCCUUUCCCUUCGCAAAAAGUUAAAGAACAUCGAACUCCACGAGGGAUUCCCUAACGGAGCAGUGGUGGAGGCUUAUUUGGCACCCACAAUCGACGACAAUCGGGAGGCAUUUAGCUGGGGCACACCAGAUGUAGAAUCGAUCAGGGAGUUUGCGCGAAAAUCUUUUGGCUGGACUACUACGAAAACAGAUGACAUUCUUAUGCCCGUUAUGAAGAAGAUCAACGAGAAAAAGAUCCAGGGCUCGAUUCGCAACUAUUUUACUGCGAAAAGCGCUUUGCGAGUUCAGCAGCCGCAGGUCAGCAAACGUGUUCAACUGGCCAUUGACAAGAUGUCAGGAAAAAUAGAUGAAACGCCAGAAAAGCCAAAGAAGACACGCGUAAAACGGGCAAAAACAGCUCAGGCGUCCAAUGAUAAGGAUGCCAACGUAGAAGGUGAAGCUAAAACAACCCGAGCCAAACGUGGUAAAAGAAAGGCUCCAACUGGAACUUAUUUAGAAGAACUACCGUCUUCAUCGCAGUCGGCUCCGAAGCCAGAAAAGUGUCCACGGAUACCAAACAGCGUUGAAGUCAUUCCUCAAAGGGAAAAGGAUCUGGAGCAGAUGCGACUAAACAAAGCGAAGGCAGCAGAGAUUCUAAAAAAGUCUGCGAAAGCUAGUAAAAAGUAAAGUUAAAAAUUAUAUAAAACUAAACUGAACUGAAAAUGUAAAAUAUAACUGGAAAAAAAGUGGAUAUGAUAGAAAAAGAUUAGAUUAAAAUAACAAAAAAUUGAACAAUUUUUAUUUUUAAUACGAAUGUGAAAACUAUUUACAGUGCGAUGAAAAUCAUCUUCUAGAUUUUACUUUAAAUACACUUUGAAAAUAAAA
Molecule: messenger RNA, 4233 nt
Organism: Drosophila ficusphila
Lineage: Eukaryota; Metazoa; Arthropoda; Insecta; Diptera; Drosophilidae
Gene: mus201
Product: DNA excision repair protein ERCC-5
Biological process (GO): nucleotide-excision repair
Cellular component (GO): nucleus
Molecular function (GO): single-stranded DNA binding; DNA endonuclease activity
Source: RefSeq, a predicted model, not a curated record